AUGGAGCGCCAAGGCCAAAAAGCGUGGUCAGGGACCACAUUGGACGGAGCAAAUAAGAGUACUCGUAAGCGGUGUCAGCCUUCUCGCCACAGCUGCGUGAAAGCAUACAAUAAAGGCACCAGCACAUCCAGCCGCAGCGAUAAUAACUCCAUUUAUAACUCUUUCGAGGCGUUCUCCUUAAGUGUCUGUUCAAGACAGUUUUCAUUACAUUCGGUAAAAAGUGUAUCCUGCAUGCCGAUCCCUGAAAGUGUCCAGAGCUGCAGUCUCACAUGUUUUGCUGAUUACUCGUCGUCGCGUGUGAAUGCAACAAACUGGCCCCGAUGCCAUAUGCUACGACCGCAGCCGAUGAGCGGGUGCUCCGACAGCUUUGCUAGGCACUACAGCGAAUCCUCGACGCCACAGAUUGAUCGGAUGAACCUUUGUAAACAUUCCAAUAAAGCAUGUAGUGUCGAUCAUACAGCGGCGCGAUCGGAUAGCGUCCAAAGUGUGUUGCCAUCUAGUCCAAGAUGGCAACAGUCGCUACCUGAGAAAGAGAAAUCAAAUAGUUCUCGGCAUUCCACACCACGGUGUCAGAAGUCGAUCUCUCUGGCUCUCUUCCCCCAGGGCGCCACGAAGAAUAAUGACACGUGUAUCGGGGAGGCCUCAACUACGCAGAAAAACUACAUGGAAGUCACGAGUUCUUGCGAUACAAAUACCCACACGGAUUCUGGGAAGCCCAUCAACAGUCAGGAUUUUCUAGAUCAAAAAGACAAGGACACAAAGGAGGGAUUAUCUGACGGAAUCUGCACUGGCGGUUCUUCGACCGAGAUUAUGAACUCUCCUACAGAAGAUAAGCUCUGGCACGUGUGGCAGGCCAAGAAAGAAAUGCGCGUUGGUAGAGGGAGCUCCGGCGAUGUGUAUCGUGGAAUCGACUUGGAUACAGGUCGCACCAUUGCCAUCAAGGAGAUUCUUGUUCCGAAAGAUUUUUCGAAAGAUAUGGAAAAGCAACUCCAGUUAUUGGAGCGAGAGAUUAAUGUUAUGCGUAAGCUUCGGCAUCCUAACAUUAUAAACUAUUUAGGCGCAGCGCGUGAGGGUAAUUGUAUUAAGGUCUUUAUGGAAUACGUUCCUGGUGGUACUCUGGGGGAUCAGCUAAGAUGCUCUGGUCCCUUAUCCGAAGAUCAGGCACGGCAUUACACUAAACAGCUCCUGUCUGGGCUUGAAUACUUACACAAUCAGCGUAUUGUACACCGAGAUUUGAAAGGGGAUAAUCUGUUUUUGCACAAAGACAAUGUUCUCAAGCUGGGUGACUUUGGCACGAGCAAGGAGUUGGCCACGACGCUUGUUACUGACUCUGUCGCGGGGACGCCGAAUUUUAUGGCGCCUGAGGUGAUUGCUUGCAGUGGUCACUCCUAUGCAGCUGAUAUCUGGUCUGUGGGUUGCUGCGUGGUGGAGAUGCUUGUCGGGAAGCCGCCUUUUUCCUCUUUAGAUAACCACAUGGCUGUGAUGUUCGCAAUCAUCAAAGGAAAGGUGGGCGACGAGAUGCCGGCGCACGCUUCCGCAAGCGCCAGAGACUUCUUCCGGGCCUGCACGCAGCAUGAGCCGAAGGAUCGGUGCUCCGCGCGAGAGCUCCAGACACAUCCGUGGAUCCUCGGGGGGGAACCCCUCAAACGUAGUUCCGUCACCAGUCGGACGUCGGUCGUGCUGAAGAAAUCGAAGAAGCGGUUGCUUAACUCGUCAGAGAAGUCCAACACGAGGGGCCGCGACCGCUCGAAGAAGUCGCAGCCCCGCACCGUCAUCCCACCCCUCCCAGUGGCGCGUAACGCGUUGGCAACCACCGUCGUUCCGAGCGCGCCCAGGAGGCGGCGGUCGCCCGCGAAGGACACCAAUCCCAUCGUAGUGCACCUCCCGAGGGCCGGUUCCUCCGGCGUCGCGGAUUUAGACUGCGGGGAAGGAGACGUGACGAGCAGCGGGGAGAUCUCCUCCCGCAUCGGGGAGACGCAUCCCAUGAAGGCGCAGCACCUCACUCGGGGCCGCGUCCCGAACCACCCUCCGAGCUCCAUGGAGUCGAUGACGCUUUCCUCCCCGUCUAGCAUCCGCUCACCGGGGUACAUGCAGCCGAAGGUGGGAAGAUUUAGUAUGGAUUCCUCUGCAAAGCUUCCCUUGCGUGGAAUCGUGCAUCGAAAAGGGAAUUGCCGCGAUGCGGCGACAAAAAUUGGUAGUUGCUUGAAUAGUAAGGCGAAAAAAACAUCCUCGGUCGCUGGUUAUGAGUAUGGUACUGGAGUGUAG
Phytomonas sp. EM1 is the source of this 2265-nucleotide messenger RNA. The record is from the annotation of a GenBank genome assembly. Lineage: Eukaryota; Euglenozoa; Kinetoplastea; Trypanosomatida; Trypanosomatidae.